This is a messenger RNA of Malaya genurostris, 1690 nucleotides long. Its product is annotated as solute carrier family 25 member 35-like. The record is from RefSeq and is a predicted model, not a curated record. NCBI's taxonomy places the organism in Eukaryota, Metazoa, Arthropoda, Insecta, Diptera, Culicidae. Bases 568 to 1470 code for a protein of 300 amino acids. The transcript has 4 exons.
UUUCUCAACUGUCAACAGAGACAACAUAAGAAAAGAUAUCUUUCUUAAAUGAAAUCUCGCCAUUCGUGAAUUGAUAGACAAUUGAUUUGAAAUGAUCUAGUGAGCCUGGAGUUUCAAGCUAUGGCAUAGUUCAUAUUGUUCGAUACAAGACCGGGAAAUGUUCGACGAGAGGGCGAGAGAGAGAGCAAAUUGCAUGAUCGCAAGCAGAGGGAGAGUUUCGUUGCGAUCGUUGGUAUUGUGUAGAAUCAUGGUGGAAGGAAGAAAAUCGCGAUUUGAACGAUUUGGCAAACGUGACUGCACUUUUCGCUUAUGUGAUGGAGGAGGAAGGGUGGCGAUGGUGAUGGUAGCAAAAAUAGACUGUGCAUCUCUCUGGCUGUUGUAGUUCAGAGUAGUGUUGAUUUCUGGUAGCAGUAGCAGUACGAAACGAAUGAGGCUUAGUUUCUAGUGUCUCUGGUUGACUAUCUUCUAGCUUCAGAACCAGACAGAGGCAGGUGAAACCGCAAAUCUGACGCUUUAGAAUCAAGUGAACAGGACGGUCAAAGCGAUCAUCUGCAGCAGUGGUCAGGAAUGGACUUCCUGCUGGGUGGCUGUGCAGCGACCUGUGCCGGAGUGUUCAGCAAUCCGUUCGAUGUGAUCAAAACGCGCCAGCAACUGCAGGGAGAGCUAGUGGAUGCGGCCGAACUGCAGCGGAAUCCCUACCGAUCGAUCACCAAAUCGAUCGAGUCGAUUCUCAAAGCAGAAGGGGUAGCCGGUCUCCAGAAGGGGCUCGUUUCAGCUCUGGCAUUCCAGUUCACGAUGAACAGCAUCCGACUCGGGAUCUACCAGACGGCGGAGAACUACGGAUGGACCCGUGGCGACAGUAAAUUCGGUACGCUGCUGUACUCGAUUUACUGGGGUGGCAUCAGUGGAGUGAUCGGUGUGACCUUCUCCUGUCCGUUGUAUAUGGUUAAGACCCAGAUUCAAGCUACGUCCCACGGAAGAUACGCCGUCGGCUAUCAGCAUAACCACACCGGAACGCUCGACGCACUCAGCGGGAUCUAUCGGACGCAGGGGCUGAAAGGACUGUGGCGAGGAUAUCCGGGUAUUGUGACCCGGACCGCCAUCGGAUCAUCGGCUCAACUGGCGACCUUUUCAACGUUCAAAGAGUUUUUCUUGCAGUUCGAAAUAUUCCAGCAGUCGGUCAUUCUGACGGCGUCCGCCGCCAGCAUGUUCAGUGGGUUCUUCUGCUGCGUGUUUAUGUCACCGUUCGAUGUGAUCGCGACCCGGCUGUUCAAUCAAGGAGUGGACAGCCGUGGCAAGGGUUUACUGUAUCGCAGCGUCUGGGACUGUUUCCGGAAAACGCUGAACGCCGAAGGUCUGCACGGCCUGUACAAAGGAUUCGUUCCGAACUAUUGGCGAAUCGCUCCGCACACGAUUUUGAAUUUGACCUUUUGGGAUCAGUUCAAAAGUUGGAAGGACCUGUACUAUUGACCCUUGACCCUGGGAGCGGAUUUCACCCGUUCAACCGGAUUAGCUUAGUUUGCUUGGUGCUAAUUGCUUUGAGUUGUUUCUUUUCUUUCUGUUUCGUUCGAAUAAUUUUCUAGCCUAAUGUUAGUGAUAUUCUACAAUCGGUUUAAGCUUCGAAAAUGCUUAGACACGGGAAUUAAGCACAACGUUAAACGAUGUAAUAAAGUUAUAAUUCGAUUUCAAA